Oxyura jamaicensis (ruddy duck) is the source of this 1035-nucleotide messenger RNA. Its product is annotated as aryl-hydrocarbon-interacting protein-like 1. The transcript is spliced from 7 exons. NCBI's taxonomy places the organism in Eukaryota, Metazoa, Chordata, Aves, Anseriformes, Anatidae. The record is from RefSeq and is a predicted model, not a curated record. Bases 1 to 1035 code for a protein of 344 amino acids. Gene Ontology annotation, molecular function: protein binding; peptidyl-prolyl cis-trans isomerase activity.
AUGGAGGAAACGUACCUGCUGAAUGUGGAAGGGGUCAAAAAGAAGAUCCUGCACGGAGGCCAAGGGGAGCUGCCGAAAUUCCAGGAUGGGAGCAAGAUCACCUUCCACUUCCAGACGCUGAAGGACAACUUCGAGCGGACAGUGAUCGAUGACAGCCGGGAGGCAGGCAUCCCCAUGGAGAUCAUCGUGGGCAAGAUGUUCAAGAUGGAGAUCUGGGAGACACUGCUCAGCUCCAUGAGGGCCGGGGAGGUGGCGGAGUUCUGGUGCGAUGCCAUUCACACCGGCAUGUACGCCCUGGUGUCCAAGGGCAUGCGGAGGAUCGCGGAGGGCCGGGACCCCUUGGAAGGGCAGAAGCACCGCUGCGGCAUGGGCAACAUGUUCGACUACCACAGCACGGGCUACGACGACCUGGACGAGCUGCAGCGGACACCGCAGCCCCUCAUCUUCAUCAUGGAGCUGUUCCGGGUGGAGGAGCCCUCGGCGUACAAGCGCGACACCUGGGCCAUGAGCAAGGAGGAGAAGCUGGCGGCGGUGCCCGUGCUGCACAGCGAGGGAAACCGCCUCGUGCUCCGAAAGGAGUUUCGGCAGGCAGCAGAGAAGUACCAGGAGGCUGUCAUCUGCCUGAGGAACCUGCAGGCCAAGGAGAAGCCGUGGGAGGACGGCUGGCUGAAGCUGGAGAGCCUGGUCACGCCGCUGGUGCUCAACUACUGCCAGUGCCAGCUGGAGCUGGGCGAGUACUACGAGGUGCUGGAGCACACGACGGAGCUCCUCCAGAAGCACAAAGACAACGCCAAGGCGUAUUUCAAGCGGGCGAAGGCCCACGCUGCCGUGUGGAACGAGCGGGAGGCGCGGGAGGACUUCCUGCGCGUGGCCCACCUCGACCCCGCCAUGGCGGCCGCCGUGAAGAAGGAGCUGAAGCAGCUGGGGGAGAGGAUGAGGAAGAAGCACGUGGAGGAUCGGAAGCGCUACCAGGGGCUCUUCCAGCAGCCCCAGGGACCGAGGGCUGCCCGAGACAGCCGGCCCGGGGGAGCCUGA